Molecule: messenger RNA, 2234 nt
Organism: Ctenopharyngodon idella (grass carp)
Lineage: Eukaryota; Metazoa; Chordata; Actinopteri; Cypriniformes; Xenocyprididae
Gene: fkbp9
Product: FKBP prolyl isomerase 9
Exons: 11
Coding region: 221-1945 (574 amino acids)
Molecular function (GO): calcium ion binding; peptidyl-prolyl cis-trans isomerase activity
Source: RefSeq, a predicted model, not a curated record
GUUUCCGCUUUUCCCCAGCAAAACGGAGCCCUUUCCUGCCCGUUCUCCAUGUAAAGUGACACCGGAGGCAAAGGAAGAAGAAGUUAGAGGGAGUUUAAGGAUCCGUCCACCACGUCUACACACUCCCCGUUUCAUCUACAGUGCGCGAGAGGGAUCGAGGAAACUGCUGCAGCGCACGAAAGCAGCAACCAACAAGCCUUUCGCGAAACACAUUCGGAAGAUGAUACGAUUAACGGUGCAAAUGAUUCUCCUGGCUUUCCUGGUGACAUUCGUGGCGUGCAACGCGCCGCCGGUACCGUUAGAUGACAUCGUGAUAGAGAAGACGUUCACUCCGGAGCACUGUGAUCGGAUGGUCAAGUCGGGAGACUUUGUUCGCUAUCAUUACAUCGGCAUGUUCCCUGAUGGAAAGAAGUUUGACUCUAGUUAUGACCGUGGAACCACCUAUAAUGUGUUUGUUGGCCAGAAGAAGCUGAUCGCUGGGAUGGACAAAGCUUUAGUGGGCAUGUGUGUAAAUGAACGAUGGAUGAUCAAGAUCCCUCCACAGCUCGCCUACGGAAAGGACGGUUAUGGUGACAUCAUCCCCCCAGAUUCCAUCCUUCACUUUGAUGUGUUGAUGUUAGACGUUUGGAACACAGAGGACAAGGUGCAGAUAAAGACCUACCAUAAGCCAGAGAGCUGUGAACGCACGGUGCAAGUGUCUGAUUAUGUCCGUUACCACUACAAUGGUACUCUGCUCGAUGGCACGCUGUUCGACUCCAGAAUGGGGGUUAAAACCAUCUUCAUCAACAGUCACACACGUAUGCGCACCUAUGACACUUACGUGGGGAUUGGCUGGCUCAUUGCCGGAAUGGAUCAGGGGCUUUUGGGAAUGUGUGUGGGAGAAAAACGCAUCAUCACCAUACCACCUUUCCUGGGCUAUGGAGAGAAUGGAGAUGGAAGUGACAUCCCCGGUCAAGCCUCUCUGGUGUUUGAUGUAGUUCUGCUGGACCUUCAUAACCCCAAAGAUGAAAUCACAGUACAGGUGGAAAACCUUCCAGAUCCUUGUCCACGCAAGAGUGAAGUUGGAGACUUCAUGCGCUAUCAUUAUAAUGGAUCCCUGCUGGACGGCACAUUCUUUGACUCCAGUUACUCAAGGAAUCACACAUAUGACACUUACAUCGGUAAAGGCUAUGUGAUCGCAGGAAUGGACCAAGGACUCCUGGGUGUGUGUGUUGGAGAACGCAGGAGGAUAGUUAUCCCACCUCACCUGGGAUAUGGAGAAGAGGGCACAGGAACUAAGAUCCCUGGCUCAGCUGUGCUGGUGUUUGAUGUCCACAUUAUUGAUUUCCACAACCCAUCCGAUAAAGUCGAGAUCACCAGUGUGAAGCCAGAGAACUGCACCUACAAUGCAAAACGUGGUGAUUUUGUCAAAUACCACUACAACGCCACUCUCAUGGAUGGCACUAACAUCAGCUCCACGCACACCUAUGGCAAGACAUAUAAUGUGGUUCUGGGGGCCGGACAGGUGGUUUUAGGCAUGGAACAAGGGCUAAUAGGAAUGUGUGUUGGAGAGAAGCGCAAGCUAGUCAUUCCACCUCACCUUGCCUAUGGAGAGAGGGGAGUUGAUGGAGAGGUCCCUGGCAGUGCUGUGCUGGUGUUUGAUGUCGAGAUGGUGGAAAUGGAGGAGGGUCUUCCUGACGGCUACAUGUUUGUGUGGAACAAUGAAGUCUCUCCUGACCUUUUCAGUGAGAUGGACAAGAACAAAGACGCACAAGUGGACUCCACUGAGUUUUCAGAUUACAUCCUCCAGCAAGUAGAAGAGGGCAAAGGUCGCCUGGCGCCAGGUUUCGACCCGCAGCGCAUAAUAGAGAACAUGUAUGAUAACCAGGACCGCAACAAGGAUGGACGAAUCACAGAGGAUGAGUUUAAACUCAAGGCAGAUGAACCCACUCAUGAUGAGUUAUGAGGCUGGACUCAGGGAUGGAGGGUUGUGAUUGGUUGUGUGGUUUAAUAUUAUAAUAAGUGGGAGGGGUUUAAAGAUACUGGAUUUGCCAGUGAAGUGUCACGCACAGUGAUGUUGAUGACUUUAGAUGUUUGUCUGAGAGGUGUGUGCAUGUAUGAGUGUGCAUAAUUGUGUUUAUAAAUGAUUUUUGUACAUGUCUUUGAAUGUUUCUAAGAGUCUGGAGUGAUACAAAUGUGCAAAACAUUACUUUGUAAAAAAAAUCCCUUUAAUAAACACAUUCCAACCCCCAAAA